AGCGCGUCUGACGUUGAACGAAUACAGGAAGUGUGUGUCAGUGUGAGACUGCAGUUUAUUUGUCGCUUGAGCUGUUGGGGAAAAGAAAAAAGAUGGUGGACUCACAGUACUACCUCCCAAAUGAUAUUGGUGUAUCUGUGCUCGACUGCAGUGAAGCCUUCCGUUUGCUUUCACCACAGGAGAAGUUGUAUGCACACUACCUGUCACGGGCUGCCUGGUAUGGUGGUUUGGCAGUGCUACUGCAGACUUCACCAGAGUCGGCAAACAUCUUUGUCUUGCUACAGAGAAUCUUCAGAAAGCAGUCGCCUGCACAACUGGAACAAGUUGCCACAGCAGCUGGACUCAGCUCUGAGGAAUACCAGGCUUUCUUGGUCUAUGCAGCUGGGCUGUAUGCCAACAUGGGAAACUACAAGUCUUUUGGAGACACUAAGUUUAUCCCAAAUCUACCUCAGGAAAAGCUGAAAGCUGUAGUGUGGGCCAGUCAGGCUUUUCAGGAGGAUCCCACUGAGAUUGAAGCUCUGUGGAACAGCUGUUCACACCUGCUUUAUUCCCUGGGAGAUAAAGAGAAACAGCUGGGUCUGGGCGACAAGGGCAUUACAACGUACUUUUCAGGAAACUGCUGUUUGGAGGAUGCUGAACUGGCUCAGAAGUUCCUUGACUCGCAGAAACUGUCUGCAUACAACACCCGUCUGUUUAAGAGUGACAGUGGAGGGAAAGCCUGCUAUGAGGUGCGCUUGGCAUCAGCUGUGCAGAAAGACUGUGCAGCAGAGGGAGAGGACAAGUCCAGGUGUGGCAGGUUCAGUUUUGAAGACAAAGAGUUCACUGUGACAAGGGGAGAUUAUGCUCCUCUCAUGGAGAACGUUUGCCAUUACCUCAAUCAAGCAAAGGCUUACGCUGCCAACGACAACCAGGAAAAAAUGAUUGAAGAGUACAAACGUAGUUUCACCCUCGGUUCUGUUGAUGCCCACAAAGAGGGUUCACGCUAUUGGAUCAAGGACAAGGGACCAAUUGUUGAGAGUUACAUAGGUUUCAUAGAGAGUUACAGAGACCCCUUUGGCUCCAGAGGAGAGUUUGAAGGUUUUGUUGCAAUUGUGAACAAAGCAAUGAGUGAGCGUUUUGCGAAGUUGGUGAGCUCAGCAGAAGUCUUGCUUCCUGAACUACCUUGGCCUAAAGAGUUUGAAAAGGACACUUUCCUGAAACCGGAUUUCACCUCCCUGGACGUUCUUACCUUUGCUGGAAGUGGAAUACCAGCUGGCAUCAACAUCCCCAAUUAUGAUGACAUCAGACAGUCAGAGGGUUUUAAAAAUGUCUCACUGGGCAAUGUGCUAACUGUAGCCUAUACAACAAAAAAGGAAAAACUCACCUUUCUGGAAGAAGAGGACAAGGAUCUGUUCAUAAAGUGGAAGGACUCGUCGUUUGAGGUUCAGGUUGGACUACAUGAGUUGUUGGGCCAUGGUAGCGGCAAGUUGUUCAUAAAGGAUGACAAGGGCAAGUUCAACUUUGACCAGAACAAGGUGGUUAAUCCUGAGACUGGAGAAAAGGUGUCAAGUUGGUAUGAGAGCAGCGAGACGUGGGACAGUAAAUUCUCCACCAUUGCUUCAACCUAUGAAGAAUGCCGUGCAGAAUGUGUUGGCCUGUACCUCUGUCUGAACAACCAGGUACUCAGUGUUUUUGGCCAUGAUGGUCAGGAGGCAGAGGAGGUGGUGUAUGUGAACUGGCUCAGUAUGGUCAGAGCUGGACUGCUGGGCCUGGAAUUUUACACACCCGAGAACAAGAGCUGGAGACAGGCCCACAUGCAGGCUCGUUUCGUGAUACUACGUGUGCUUCUGGAUGCUGGGGAGGGCCUGGUGACCCUGAAAGAAGUAACAGGACAGGAUGGCAAGCCUGAUGCUCGAAUAACACUGAACCGAAGCAAGAUACGCACUGUUGGCAAAAAUGCCAUCCACAAGUUUCUUUGUAAAUUGCAGGUCUUCAAAUCAACAGCAGAUGUGGAAGGAGGCAGGGCUCUCUAUGAUGAACACUCCACAGUCAGUGACAGCGGUGCGCACAACUUCCUGCGUCUCCGUGAGACAGUACUGCUGAGAAAAGAAGAGCGCAAGCUGUUUGUCCAGGCCAACACGAAAGUCACUGGGGACAGUGUGGAGCUAGUGGAGUACGAAGGCAGUGCAGCGGGUUUGAUUUGUUCCUUCACCGAGCGCUUCCAAGAUGAUGCAGAACAGCUCGAGAACAACCUUCUGCAGCUGAGUAAAAAGGAUGCCCCCUGCUGGUGUUAAUGGACAGUUGCUGUCUUUGAAAAUGCCAAUGGAAAUGUGGUUUUUGAUA
Molecule: messenger RNA, 2322 nt
Organism: Thalassophryne amazonica
Lineage: Eukaryota; Metazoa; Chordata; Actinopteri; Batrachoidiformes; Batrachoididae
Gene: dpp3
Product: dipeptidyl-peptidase 3
Exons: 19
Coding region: 93-2273 (726 amino acids)
Biological process (GO): proteolysis
Cellular component (GO): cytoplasm
Molecular function (GO): metalloexopeptidase activity; dipeptidyl-peptidase activity
Source: RefSeq, a predicted model, not a curated record